Paramecium pentaurelia is the source of this 3301-nucleotide messenger RNA. The record is from the annotation of a GenBank genome assembly. NCBI's taxonomy places the organism in Eukaryota, Ciliophora, Oligohymenophorea, Peniculida, Parameciidae.
AUGCUUAUUGCUCUUAUUACAAUUACUUGUGGAUAGAUUCUGUACCAAGAGAACUUUAAAGAUAAUAGCUUUGUUGAUAACGAAGGUAUUCUAUAUUUCUAAUGCUAGGAUGGUAAGUAUAUAAUGCAAAUCAAAGUAUUGGUUAUUGCAACCAAACUAAAUUAUUUGGUGGUUUUUAUGGAUUUCAUUAAAACACAACUAUUACAAAAUUUAUAACUCUACCUCCACAUUAUGCAAUCAUGAUUACAUUAGAAUUUUGGAAGUAACAUAUAAUAUAAAUAUAUAGAAUUGAUUGUUGGGAUGAUGAAUAUUUUUAUAUAUAUGCAGACGGGGAAUCUAAUGUUCUCAAAAAAGUAUGGAAUGUCAGAUACAAAUCCAAACUUGUGCGGAUUAAAAAAAAAAGGUCAGGUAUUCAGUGAAGAAGUAUCGUAAAUAAGUGUAACAUAAAAUCAUAACUUCAAAUCAGUUUUUAUUCUUAUGACAUCUAAACUAAAGGAUAAAAUAGAUGUAAGAAAAUAAUUUAUGUGUAAGGAAUGGUGGGGAAUCAGACAUUUCAAAUUAUAUAUCUACUAAUGUCCACCUAGAUGUUAAAUUUGUGCUUCAUAAGAUUCAACUAUUGUUUGCUUGAUUUGGGUGGCCUAUUAUCAAAGUUUGUUAAAUGAGGAUAUUAAUUAAUUCUAAAUGGAAGGAUGGAUAAUUUUGGAAGGAAAAUAAUCUAUAAGUUCUUGUUCUUGUAAUUUUAUAUUACAUUAUUUUAGCUAUUCCAAUAUUGGGAGGAUUGGUUAAAAAUGGACAAAAAAGCAAAAUUAUAAAAUCAAUCAACCUGCCAGUUCACAGUUAAAUUAAAAUUAAAUUUAAGUUUAUUUUCAUUGAUAAAUGGGAUUCUGAAUAUGCUUAAUUAUAUGUUGAUCAUCAAUUAAUAUGGAAUUAUUCUCAUAAAUCAAUCACAGAAGAAAUAAAUUUUUGUGGUGGUGAUAUUGGUGAUAAAAUAUUAAAUUAGGAAAUUAAUCUACCUCAUAAAUAAUAAUUGUUAGAAUUGUAAUUUACUACAUUGGCAAAUUAAUUUACAGACUUAUCAUUUGGUAUUAGAGAUGUUGAAAUAUUUAUAGGUAAAUAUAUUAUGAAUUAAGAUUGUCCAUUUGGUUUUCCUUAUGAUUUCAUUUGUGAAGGAAUCUGUGGAAAUGGAGAAAUAGAUAAAGCUGAACAAUGUGAUGAUGGAAAUAUUUAUCCUUUUGAUGGAUGUUUUAAUUGUCAAUAUUCAUGCAUUGAAGGUUGCUCUAAUUGCAUCUAGGGCAUUUGUUUUGAAUGCUAAGAAGGAUGGACUUUCUAUGAAUUUUCAUGUACUGAAGAGUUCCUUAUAAAUUAUUAAGAUUAAUAGUAAUAAUGUUUGAACAAUUGUAAAUUAUGUAUAAAUGGAAUGUGUUAAGAAUGUGAUAUCGGAUUCUAUUUAAUCAACAACUAAUGUCAAACCAUUUGCGGAGAUGGAAUUAUGGCUGGACAUGAAUUGUGUGAAUUAGAGGAAUAGGAUUGUCAAAAUUGUUAAUUUAUUUGUUCAAAGAAUUGUGAUGUUUGCAUCGAAGGUGAAUGUCAGUAAUGUAUUAUUGGAUAUACAUUUGAUUAUAUUGAAAAAUAUUGUUAACCUAUAUGUGGAAAUGGUGUUGUAUCUGAUGAUGAAGAAUGUGAUGAUUUUAAUAUAGAAAAUGGGGAUGGAUGUUCUACUUAAUGUAAAAUUGAAUAGAAUUAUAUUUGUAAGAACUAUCAAAACUCAUAUUCAGAAUGUAGUUAUGAAAAAUAACCAGCUUUCAAACUUUCAUUAACAAAUAUAUAUUAUUAAUAUUAAUAUGUAUCCAUUUAUUUUUAUUAAAUGGUCAAAACAAAGAGUUAGAAUGUUUUUUCAAAAAUGAUACGCAUGCGUUUAACUGAACCAAAUGAAAUAAUUUAUGAUUUAAAUUUGAUACCUAUUCAAGAACCCUUUGAAUUAGUUUCAGUUGUAGAGUAUUUAAUAGAAAUUUAAAUAAACACUACUCUAUCAUAACCACCUAUUUUGGAAGUAACUCUAGAAGAUUAACUUUUUAAUAAUAAUGAUGCUCCACUAGUUAAUAAAAUUAAUUAAAUAAAACUUAAUAUUCCAUAAUAACUUGAUGAUCAUUAAAAAUAAAAUGCAAUUUACCUCAAAGAAGUAGCUAAAUACACAAUUAUUUCAAUGGGAGGAUCAGCUGUGCUAAUAUUGAUACUUUGUGGCUCAUUAAUAAUUUAAGAUACACUUGAAAUACUACAAUAGUAAUCUUACCUUAGAUUUAUCAAUGUAGUUUUUCCUCUCAAUUUAUUUAUUUAUUUUGAAUCAAGUAACUUGAUAUCUAUGUAACCUAUUUUAGACAAAAUUAAAAUUGAUAAAGUAUUAACAUCAUUUAUGAAUGAUUAAUAUUUGCAAUCAUAAGGGAAAUUAUUAUUUUAUGAAUUAAAUGCUGAUAUCUUAUGCAAUAUAUAAACUUAAGUAUUCUUAAUUAUUGUGCUUAUGAUGACCUAUUAUUCAAAUUAUUUAGUCAUAAAACUAAUAAGGAAAUUGAAUAAUUAACAGUUUUUUUAUUUUGGUUCAUAUAUUGCAAAAUUUUAAAUGAAAGUCUUGAAGUCUAUGUAAAAAUUCAAAAGAAACUUUGAAAGAUAAGCAUUCUAAGACUUUCUUAUCACUAAUAGUUGGGAUCUCCUUUUUAUGUCCUUUCUCUAAAUAUUUUCAAAAACUAAUAGAAUCGUUUCCUAUUUAAUUGCAUAUCUGAUUUUUUAUAUCAGUCUCAUUCUUUCAUCCACAAUAUUUAGUAGAAUAAGAAAUCAAAUUAUAAGGAGUACUAAAUAAUUAUGGAUUGCAAAGUCAAAUUAAAUCAAAUUAUUGAAAAAAAUUUUAUUUAUAAGCAUAUUAGUGAUGUUUCAAUAAAAUCAAAAACUUCAAAUUAUGUUAUUAACUCUUAUAUGCUAAUUCUAUUUAAUUUAUCUUCUCAUUAUGAAACCUUUUUAGAAUAAUAUAGAUUACAUUAAUACUAUGGCACUGGAAAUAAGUUCAUUUAUAUUUUGUUUUUCAUCAGCCUUAUAUUGGAAUGAUUUAACAGAUAUAUUAGAAUAUAGCAUUUAGAUUUAAUUUGCAUGGUUUCAAAUAGGAAUGCUAUUGUCAUGUUUAUUUAUUAAUUUUGUAUCAUAAUUAUGCAUGAUAUGUGUAGAACUGAAAAAGAAAGUAGUGAAAAACAUUAAAAAAUAUUAUCCCUAAUAAAAUUAAAUGUAGGUGAAAAUUAAUCCAUUUUUUAUACCUUGA